UGCGUUACACCACCUGCCAUGGCUCCAACGAUGACGAGCUCGAAGAUAUCGCCGUCGUGUCCAACCCUGACCCGGACCAGGUCAAGUACGGCUACGGCCAAAUCACCGCCAACGGUCCCCGGGUCAUUCCAGGUGCGGUGGCGUUGUGGUUGUAGACCCGGGCUCUUGAUCCAGCGAUCCCGGGUUCAAAUCGCCAAUAAUAAGGGAUCAUCACGACACAUCGGAUGAGCAUGUCAGGGAGCCGCCUCAACACAGGCUCCCCUGUGUACAUCGAGAAGCCUCAGGGGUCCCUCAAAGGGAAGUCUGUGUCGCGGCAAUCCCUGCUGGAGAUGGUCUCCUCCAAGAUCAGCAUCGGCAGCCGCAAACGCUUCUCUAGAGAAUCCUUCUCAGCAUCCUACGUCAACCGGGCGCACGUAGCUUCCGAGCUAGAUAUUAGUCGUAAGACCAGAGAGGCCCGUAAAAAGGAGAUCAAGAGCCGCUUCAGUAAAGUGGAAAAAUGGGAGUCCAGCACGAGUAGCUCGGAAAAGAAAACGGGUUGUAGGUGGACAUUCGUGUUCGACCCAGCGGGGAGACUGUGUUAUUAUUGGUCGAUGGUUGUUUCCUUAGCGUUUUUGUACAAUCUGUGGGUCAUGGUGUACCGCUUCGCCUUCCAGGAAAUCACCAGAGGCACUAUACUCGUUUGGUUUUGUUUGGACUAUUUUGCGGAUCUCAUAUAUAUUUUAGACAUAUUGUUUCACUUCCGCACGGGGUACCUGGAAGAUGGAGUGUUGCAGACUGACUCACGCAAGUUGAGACAACACUACAUGAACUCAACAACAUUUUACGUUGACUGUUUAUGCCUGUUACCGUUAGAUUUCUUGUAUUUAUCCAUAAACUUCAAAUCCAUACUGAGAUGUUUUCGGCUAGUGAAGAUAUACAAAUACUGGCACUUCCUAGACAGGACGGAGAGACACACGAACUCUCCCAAUCUGUUCCGUUCAAUCAGCCUCAUUCACUACCUACUGGUGAUAUUUCACUGGAACGCUUGCCUCUUCUACAUUAUUGCCAAGAACGACGGCUUCAGUUUCAAGCCCGAUUUCGUGCACUCGAGCAAUGCGUCUGACGACGUGGUAUUGGAAUACCUCAAGGUGUUCUACUGGUGCACCCUUAGUCUCACCACUAUAGGCGGUAACCCCAUCCACGACGACGCCAUCAACAAGACACACACCUUGGAGGCCCUCAACACCCGUACCAAGACAGACUACCUAUACCAGAUCACACAACUCAUGUUCGGCCUUCUCCUCUUCGCCACUGUCCUCGGUCACAUAGCCAACAUCGUUACUAACGUUUCCGCUGCCAGGAAGGAGUUUCAAGGUAAGUUCCUUUCCAUUUCUUUUAGUAUCUGACCAGAAAAUUAAUUUAAGUACCUCACUGUAAGAUACCCGCAUAAUCAAUGGGUGAACUGUAUUUAUCAAUGCGUAUUUCACAAGUAUGGGGAAUAAUAAAGAAAAAUCUACCUAAAUUCUUGACAGUAACAUGAUGCAUUGAACAUCUUAUUGGUAAAAAUUGUGCCAUCCACUCCUGGGGUUAAAUAACUUUUUUAUUUUAACACAUCAAUUUUACAAGCUACCAGCUAUUAUCUUACCUCAGCUCAUAUCAAAGCCCAGCCCCAUUAAGAUGUACUACCACUCCCAGGAUGCGACACACAACAAUCGA
Cherax quadricarinatus is the source of this 1695-nucleotide messenger RNA. The record is from RefSeq and is a predicted model, not a curated record. Lineage: Eukaryota; Metazoa; Arthropoda; Malacostraca; Decapoda; Parastacidae.